Momordica charantia (bitter melon) is the source of this 4922-nucleotide messenger RNA. RefSeq names its product histidine kinase 2. Gene Ontology annotation, cellular component: nucleus. Gene Ontology annotation, molecular function: phosphorelay sensor kinase activity. The record is from RefSeq and is a predicted model, not a curated record. Gene Ontology annotation, biological process: phosphorelay signal transduction system; phosphorylation. Lineage: Eukaryota; Viridiplantae; Streptophyta; Magnoliopsida; Cucurbitales; Cucurbitaceae.
AAACCAGAUAUUAGAGAAAAGGGCCAAUUUCUCUUUACUGGUUCACAUAAUCGUUACCACAAUAACGACUGGGUUUUAUCUAGUCUGUUGCCAAAUAUGAUUCGUACGAAGCUUUUAGUCGAUUAGCGCCAGUGACUUCUAUGGAUUCAGCUCUACGCAGAACCAGACUGAGGAACUACUUGGUGUUGGAGGAGAGAACGGGGUUCUCUUGGCCGUUUUUGAUUGAUAAUUAAUCCCUGUUUCUGGGUAUCUUUCUCCCCCAGUAGAGUUUCUCCAAGUGGGUUCCUCCUCAAGUAUUGAUUUCGAUGAGAAGGGUCGGUGAAGAAUCGGCGGUCUUCCUGUAAUUUGUAUUCCUCUAGUCGAACUUAUAUUGUUGUGUUGUGCUGCAGGAGUUUUAUGUGGAGGGGUUGCUCUGGCGGAGCUGGGGUUUUUCUCAAGCUCUCAAGGUGCUUACUGAGGAUGUCUUUGAGCUGCAAGUUUUCUACCUCUAACGGGAAAUUCCCAGCUGGGUUUAAGCUGAAGAAGGCCAAGGAACAUCUCUGUUUGUUAAAUUCUACCGGAAAAUGGAAGAAGAAGCUUCUCUGUCUUUGGAUUUUAGCUGUAGUUGUAGUUUUGAGCAGUUGGUUUUUCUUGCGUCCGUGUAAUGUGAGUAGUGGAACAAAACAGAAGACCUGGAACUUGUUCGACGAAGAAACUCGAACUUUGCUGCGGCAUUUCAAUGUAAGCAAGAAUCAGCUUCAAGCUUUAGCUUCCUUUUUGUCCGAAUCAGAUCGGAUGUUGUCCGUCCGGUGUACUGAAGAUUUUGAAUCUGACACAUCACAGUUGGAUGGAAUUGCCUGUGCCCUGAAGUUACUGUACUGGGAGCAAGAUUUGCAAAAGCAGUAUUUGGGGGUUGAAGAAAGUGCAGAUUCCAAUAUUGGGCAGUGCCCAAUUCGAACUGAGAAGAUCCCUGAAAAUUCUGACCAAUUAUUCUCUGAGGACAUAACUGUUCCAUUUGCUUCAGACUUAUCUGUCUCUUUACUUUCUACUAGUUAUCAGCUUUGUGGAAAGAUAAUAGAACAAGCAGGAGUGCUAAGAUACUUUUUGAGAAAGCACUGGGAGAGUUUCUGUAGAUUGUUAAUUGGAUGUUUCUGGGUUCUCCUUGGAGUGAUAGUGUUCCAGAACAUGCCUGGUUUCCACCUGAAAUUGUGGACCAAUAAACAUCCAAAGCCAGAUCAACCGUUGGUUCAUCAACAGUGGGUCUUGCUACAAAGAAAACAACAUCAACAAGUCAAAGAUUCUCCUAAAGGAGCUGGGAAAUGGCGGAAGGUUCUCCUAAGAAUAUUUAUUGUAGUUGGGAUCAUCUCGUCCAUUUGGUUAUUUUGGCGCCUGAACCAAAAAAUCAUUUUUAGAAGAGAAGAAACACUUACAAACAUGUGUGAUGAGCGAGCCCGGAUGUUGCAGGACCAAUUCAACGUUAGCAUGAACCAUGUUCAUGCAUUGGCUGUUCUUACCUCUACCUUCCACCAUGGGAAACAACCUUCUGCCAUUGAUCAGAAAACAUUUGGUGAAUAUACAGAAAGAACAGCCUUUGAAAGACCACUAACUAGUGGUGUAGCUUAUGCUUUGAARGUUAAUCACUCAGAAAGAGAGGAAUUCGAGAUGAAGCAUGGAUGGACAAUAAAGAAAAUGGAGACUGAAGACCAAACUCAUGUUCAAGAUUGCAUCCCAGAAAGUUUGGAUCCUGCACCAAUUCAAGAUGAAUAUGCACCUGUCAUAUUUUCUCAAGAAACAGUCGCUCAUAUAGUUUCAAUUGACAUGAUGUCUGGAAAAGAAGAUCGUGAGAACAUAUUGCGAGCUAGGGCUUCAGGAAAGGGAGUGCUUACAUCUCCAUUUAAGCUUUUGAAAUCUAAUCAUCUUGGGGUUGUCCUCACAUUUGCUGUCUAUAACACUGACCUACCACUAGAUGCUACUCCACAGCAACGUAUUGAAGCUACUGUUGGCUAUCUAGGUGCAUCUUAUGAUAUCCCCUCACUGGUGGAGAAGCUUCUGCAUCAGCUUGCUAGCAAGCAGACAAUUGUGGUGCAUGUUUAUGAUACAACCAAUGAGUCUGCUCCCAUCAAGAUGUAUGGUUCUGAUUUUACCGACACGGGGCUAUUGCAUAUUAGUAACCUUGAUUUUGGGGAUCCGUUAAGAAGGCAUGAGAUGCAUUGUAGAUUCAAGCAUAAACCUCCACCUCCUUGGACAGCUAUUAAUGCAUCAGUAGGCGUCCUAAUCAUUACCUUGCUGGUUGGUCAUAUUUUUCAUGCAGCCAUAAGUCGGAUUGCGGAAGUGGAGAAUGACUAUCGCCAGAUGAUGGGGCUUAAAAGUCUUGCCGAAGCUGCUGAUGUGGCAAAAUCACAGUUUCUGGCAACAGUUUCCCAUGAGAUCAGAACACCAACGAAUGGUGUUUUAGGCAUGCUGAAAUUGCUGAUGGACACUAACCUUGAUGCGAAUCAACUGGACUAUGCCAAGACUGCUUACGAGAGUGGAAAGGAUCUAAUAUCACUUAUAAAUAAGGUUCUUGAUCAAGCCAAGAUAGAAUCGGGGAGGCUUGAACUUGAAUCUGUACCUUUUGAUCUGCGUGCUCUACUUGAUAACGUUCUCUCACCUUUUUCAGUAAAAUCCAAUGAAAAUGGAAUUGAGUUGGCUGUUUAUGUCUCCGAUUUGGUGCCUGAAGUUGUCAUCGGUGACCCUGGACGCUUUCGACAAAUAAUUACUCAUCUUGUUGGAAAUUCUGUCAAGUUUACUCAUAAAAAGGGACACAUACUUGUCUCGGUGCAUCUGGCUGAUGAAGUGAGAGGCCCAGUUGAUUUUAUGGACAUUGUGCUUAGACAAGGCACACAUUUAGUUGGAGAUACAUCAAACAAUAGUUGUACCACAUUUAGUGGGUUACCUGUGGUGGACAGAUGGAAGAGCUGGGAAGAGUUCAAAAAGUUCAGCAGGACAGAUGCAGAGGAGAAACCCAAAACAAUUCGAAUACUCGUGACUGUUGAGGAUACAGGUGUAGGAAUUCCCCUAAAUGCACAAAACCAAAUUUUCAAACCUUUUAUGCAGGCGGAUAGCUCCACUUCACGGACGUAUGGUGGCACUGGAAUUGGACUGAGUAUUAGCAAAUGUUUGGUUGAUCUUAUGGAUGGGGAGAUUGGGUUUGUGAGUAAGCCUGGUGUGGGUAGCACAUUUUCGUUUAAUGUUUCUUUCCAGAAAGGGGAAGUAAGUUUGCUGGAUACAAGAUGGCCGCAGUGUGAUCUUGGUGUUCUGGAGUUCCAAGGGCUAAGAGCAUUAAUAAUAGAUAAUAGCUGCAUUCGGGCAGAGGUCACAAGAUAUCAUCUGCAGAGGUUGGGGAUUUCUGUUGAUAUAGCUCUGAGUGCAGAAUCUGCUUAUCGAUAUCUAUCUAAUACUUCCAACACAAGAGCAUCGACACAAUUGGCCAUGAUUCUUAUAGACAAAGACGUUUGGGACAAGAAAGUGGGUCUCAAGUUCCAUCUUUUGUUUAGAGAGCAUGUGGAUAAAAGCGUGACAAAAGUCCAGAUGAAUACUCCAAAGCUCUUCCUGUUGGCCUCCGUUAGCUCCAUUGAGCAAAAUGAACUUAAAUCCUCUGGUCAUGUAAAUAACGUAUUAACUAAACCUCUUCAGUUAAACGAGAUGGUCAGUUGCUUCCGAGAAGCCCUCGGUAUUGGGAAUAGGAAUCAAGUAAUUAUUAAAAGACCAUCUACUCUUGGAAAUCUGCUGAAAGGAAAGCAUAUUUUGGUUGUGGAUGACAAUGCGGUAAACAGAAGGGUGGCAGAAGGCGCGCUAAAGAAAUACGGAGUGAUUGUAACUUGUGUAAAAAGUGGAAAGGAUGCUGUGGCUCUCCUCAACCCACCGCACAACUUUGAUGCUUGCUUCAUGGACCUCCAGAUGCCUGAGAUGGAUGGGUAUGAAGCUACAAGACAGGUCCGGGCUGUAGAAAGUAUGGUGAAUACGAAAAUUACAUCUGGAGAAGUGUCAACUAAGGAGAGUAAGGUACAUUGGCACACGCCAGUAUUUGCUAUGACAGCAGAUUUAAUUCAGGCUAUGAAUGAAGAGUGCCUGAAGUGUGGGAUGGAUGGUUAUGUAGCUAAGCCAUUUGAAGAAGAGCAACUUUAUUCAGCUGUAGCAUGCUUUUUUGAGACUGCUUGACACAAUCCAGCACGUGGUGGAAAUAACUGUUUCUUAAUUCUCCGACCGACUCCCUCCUCUUAUGUUAGGAUGGAUGGCUCCAGAUUGUGGCUGCCCAUCUUCUGACUACUCUAUCCGGCAAUCAGAUGGUGGAUGGAGUUAAUCUGGUCCUGUUCUCAUCUUUGAAUUCAUGGAAUGACAACCAUGAUUAUGUAGUCUAGUAGUGCGUGCCAGGGAAGAGCGAGCAAACGAUGCAGAAUCCAUGGUUUUGCCUUUUAUCGUCUCCUUCCAACUGCCAAAAACUAACUGAUGGCUUCCUAGAUGGCCCUUGACUUCUUGUCAACUCAAAUGUUGUGAUAUGUCAAAAUCACUAAUAUAUGAAACCACGGUGGCUUUUCAUCUUCUCUGAAAUGGCUUAUCAAAACCCGCCCUCGUACUGCAUACGCGAAGAUAGAAAUGUCACCAUUUUCCAAGCUGACUACAAAUUGUUCGAUAUUUUUCAUUAGUUAUUUGUACUCUGAUGGAUUAAAAAAAAUACCAUCAAUGUCUAAUAAUCAGAAACACCAGAGUUUCAUAUUUGAGGAAGAUCUGCUGCUGUUUCAAAGAACUGACAUUUGAAGAGUACUGUAUAUUCUCAUGUAUAUAAACAAUUUGUCUUAAAUGAUGUAGUUUAGUUUGUAAUGUUACUCAUGUAAUAUUCUGAUGUAUAUUUAUAAAUCACUUCUGUAAAGCUGCAUUUUAGUAAAAGAUUAGAUUAUUUUUUC